Messenger RNA from Lindgomyces ingoldianus, 477 nucleotides. RefSeq lists its product as uncharacterized. NCBI's taxonomy places the organism in Eukaryota, Fungi, Ascomycota, Dothideomycetes, Pleosporales, Lindgomycetaceae. The transcript is spliced from 7 exons. Bases 1 to 477 code for a protein of 158 amino acids. The record is from RefSeq and is a predicted model, not a curated record.
AUGCAUAUAAUUCCAGCUGCCCGUUUUAUUGUGUUCUGUUUUAAGUGGGAAGAGCUGAGGACAUCGACGUACCCUCCAAUACACAGCACCAGCCUUAAAAUGACAUCUGCUCACGCUAUCACUGGCGCAACCCCCUCAUCAUUUGCGAAGAAGUCAGAGUCACUAGAGCAUGACUGGCGAAUAGAUGGGUCAGCGACUGGUUUCGCUACUUCAAUUCCCCAUCCGAACAUUCUGAAUUACCUUGUUAUCAUAGAGCAUACUCCCUUGCAAACUCUCUUCUUUUAUCCUAAUAGCACCAUCAUUGGAGACGAGGAUGAAGGGAAGGAUGAAGAAGACCGGUAUGAAGUGAAUGGGUAUGAAGCAACGCUCUCAACCGAACGAAACGAAACGAAACGUAGUAAUCGACGGACGUCAACGUCUCACUUUCCUGCUACGUUUGUACAGCCCGGGCGACUUAGCUGUCUGUUUCGCUGCUGA